AUGACUAUUUCAAGAUAUCCUAAAGCUGUGGUCUUCGAUUUAGAUUACACGUUAUGGCCAUGUUGGUGUGACACCCACAUUACCACACCAUUAAAGUCGGUCUCAAAAACAGAAAUUGUAGACCGUACUGGGUUUAGUUUGUCAUUUUUCAGAGAUGUCGAGUCAAUUAUUUUGGAGUUGGUGGAGAAUGAUGUUCGAAUUAUUGGUGCAAGCCGAACUUAUACUCCUGAUGUUGCAAAGAAGUUACUAAGUAUGUUGCACAUAAACGAUCGACCAGCAAUAGACUACUUUGAUACUUUGCAGUGGGGAAAGGGCUCAAAAACACGUCAUAUACUGAUGGCAGCCAAACAGUUAGACAUGAAGCAGGAAUUGGAAGAUGGUGAGUUUGUUUUAUUUGAUGACGAGAGGAGAAAUCGAGACGUGUCGUCAAUUUCGUGCUACUUUGUUCAUAUUGAAGAUGUGUCUACUGGUUUAACGAGAGAUGUUUUCGUUAAAGGUUUAAGGGACUGGGAUAAUAAUAGAAAUAAAUAG
This is a messenger RNA of Candida tropicalis MYA-3404, 531 nucleotides long. Its product is annotated as Mg-dependent acid phosphatase. The transcript has a single exon. The record is from RefSeq and is a predicted model, not a curated record. NCBI's taxonomy places the organism in Eukaryota, Fungi, Ascomycota, Pichiomycetes, Serinales, Debaryomycetaceae. Gene Ontology annotation, molecular function: acid phosphatase activity. Bases 1 to 531 code for a protein of 176 amino acids.